This is a messenger RNA of Syngnathoides biaculeatus (alligator pipefish), 5944 nucleotides long. RefSeq names its product leucine rich repeat and Ig domain containing 3a (gene lingo3a). Gene Ontology annotation, cellular component: plasma membrane. NCBI's taxonomy places the organism in Eukaryota, Metazoa, Chordata, Actinopteri, Syngnathiformes, Syngnathidae. The transcript is spliced from 4 exons. The coding region runs from base 880 to 2712 and encodes 610 amino acids. The record is from RefSeq and is a predicted model, not a curated record. Gene Ontology annotation, molecular function: protein binding.
CGAUUAUUGUCUCUUUCUGGUCACGUGUGAUUCUGCUGCAGUCUCAAACAUGACAAAGUUCUCCAAAUGCGACUCCGGAGUGCCACUAACAAGGAGCACAAGAAUAACGUUGGAUAAAUUAAGAUGACCAUCGUACUGUGCAAUCUUCCCAAAUGCGAUUGUGGAUCUGUAGUUUUAACAGAACUUUCCCCGAUCUUGUCUCCUUUGUUUCUGGAGUGCACGCCCCUCCCAGGGUGGACCCCCGUCUAGAAAGGGACGAGAUGAGCAGUGGCGCUGCUGCAUGAGAUGGGACAACGCCUCCUUCCCACUAGCUGUACUGAGCUUGGUCAAGCGUUAACGAGGCGAUGUCGGACUUGUCGUCGAAAACUACUGUGGAAGUACAAGGACUUGAAUGCAGCACGGAGAGAGAGAGAGAAUGAGAGAGAGACCAGAUGAGCCUCACUGAACAGCAACCGGGUCCUGUUUCAAAUACACACACACACACACGCAUACACACUCCUACACACAACCCAUGCAACCCAGCGUCGGUCCGAACCGCCGGCGGCAGCCCCUCACCGCUCCGCCGAGGCACGAAGCCCGCCGGGAGACGACGACAACCGGGAGAAGACCCUUGCUGCCUCCGCGCCACCCGGAGGAGCGGCAGAUGGCGGGAGGGGGCGAAGGAGGAUCGGGGGCUUCUUUUGGGAGGUGCUAGAGGAAGGCGAGAGCGAGGGGAGCGAGGAGCCGCUGCUGCUGGCUGAAGAAGAAAUCGAGAACAUCAUCAGACAGCAUCGGAGCCGCUCGCAGAUGUGGAAGCACCGCCGCUCAAGUUCCCGUCCUGGGUGUUUGGCCCAGUGAUUGUAGCCCAGAGAGGAGGCGGAGGAAGCAGAAAGGGGCGCCAUGGGGUUCUGCCUCUGCCGGAAUGUGUGGCGGCUCAUGCCGUUCUUCAUUCUGCAGGUGAUGGUCAGUGUGUGGCCCAUCCAGGGUCAAGUAUGCCCUCAGCGGUGCGAGUGCAGUGCUAAGCUCAAAACAGUAUCGUGCCACGGGAAGCGACUGUCUACGCUGCCCGAAGGUAUCCCACUGGACACCACGAUCCUGGACCUGAGUGGGAAUAAGCUCCGCUGGGUAGAGCAUGCCGACCUUCUUCCCUUUCCUCACGUGGAGAAGUUAGAUCUCGGUGAGAACAUGAUCAGCGUCCUGGAACCUAAUGCUUUUUCUAGUCUCCAGAGCCUGCAGUCGCUUUCGCUGAGGGGUAACCAAUUAAAACUGAUCCCCAUGGGGGCUUUCUCACACCUUUCCAACCUCACAUCUCUGGACCUUAGUGGGAAUAAGCUGGUGAUUCUGUUGGACUUCACUUUUCAAGACCUGAAGAGCCUGAGGAACCUGGAAGUUGGGGACAACGAUCUUGUGUAUAUCUCCAACAAGGCCUUUUUGGGUCUGGUCGCACUGAGAGAGUUGACCAUCGAGAGGUGCAACCUGACUUCUGUAUCCAGUCAGUCUUUGUCGUACCUCCACAACCUGGCAACCCUGCGGCUGCGCUACCUCAGCAUCUCCACCUUAGAGGACCAGAACUUCCGUAAACUGGGAAACCUGCGAGGACUGGAGAUUGAUCACUGGCCCUUUUUAGAAUACAUCACCCCCCACGGCUUGCAGGGUCUCAACCUAUCGUGGCUGUCCAUCACACACACCAACAUCACCUCUGUACCCACCUCGGCCCUACGAAGCCUCUCCCACCUCACCAGCCUCAACCUAUCCUUCAACCCUAUUUCGGUCCUUGAGUCCUGGUCACUGCGAGACCUGAUCCGGCUGAAGGAGCUUCAUCUGGUCGACACCAGGCUCCAGACAGUGCAGCCCUAUGCCCUGGGUGGUCUCCGUCAAAUCCGCCUGCUCAACCUCUCCAACAACAACUUGGUUACCCUGGAGGAAGCAGCUUUCCAGUCUGUCAACACAUUGGAAACACUCCGUUUGGACAGAAACCCUCUCGCCUGCGACUGCCGCUUGCUGUGGAUCCUUCAGCGCAGGAAGACCUUGAAUUUUGACGGCGCUUCCCCGGUGUGCAUGACCCCCGUGGAAGUGCAAGGCCGGGCUUUGGGCGACUUCUCGGACGCAGCCCUCUUUGACCAUUUCACCUGCCAGAAGCCCAAAAUCCGCAACAGGAAACUCCAGCAAAUAUCGGCUCGCGAGGGGCAGGUGGUGUCAUUUGUCUGCAGAGCGGAGGGCGAACCCACGCCGGUGAUCUUCUGGAUAUCUCCGCAGCGCCGUCGCAUCACCACAAAGAGCAACGGCCGCUUGACGGUCUUAAAGGAAGGCACGUUAGAGAUCCGGUACGCCCAGGUGAUGGACACCGGAACGUACAUCUGCAUUGCCAGUAACGCCGGAGGGAAUGACACAUACUUUGCCACACUCACAGUCAGCGGGCUGCCACUGGACGCCUCCCUCAUGGCCAACCGCACCUACUACACCGGGGACCUCAACGACACCAACCUGAAUGACACCAGGGUGUUCCUGAAGUUCACUCUGGACCUGAAGACCAUCCUCAUCUCCACAGCGAUGGGUUGUAUCAUGUUCCUGGGGGUAGUCCUCUUCUGUUUCAUUCUGCUCUUUGUGUGGAGCCGUGGGAGAGGACAGCACAAAAACAAUUUCUCUGUCGAGUACUCUUUCAGGAAGGUGGACGGGCCAGCCACCAGCGGAGGGCAGGGGGGCGCCCGCAAGUUCAACAUGAAGAUGAUUUGAUCCUGCUGGAGAGCGUCGACACUUUUCUUGUCGUACUUCUACUUUGGACACCUGAAGGACGACUACCUUGCUUGAGCUCACUUCAGAUAUAAAUGUUGAGAGUACACGAGUCCCCCCCAUAACCCCCCCACACACUUAAUUGUAUGGUGUUCUUUCCCUAAUGCAGUUUUUAAAUGUCAAGGACAUUAAUCAGUUGCUUUUUGCGCUUGCACCAUUUAACACAUACCUGCUGACAUUUUGGGAGGAAAAACAGACUUGACUAGAAACUAUUCAGAAUCCACAUCCUGGUGUGCUCCUACGAGAUUGUAGUUGACUUUCUCACGAGAAGUAAAGAUGAGGAUCCAAAGCGACCUCUUAAGCACGCUACAUAUUGAAGACUGACUUUUUGAACUUGUUGUCUAUGUUCUGUCCUGGCAUAACUGGAAACGGAAACCAAUGAAAAGGUUGGGUCCUGCUAGGAUUCUGGCGAAGGUCUCUGCUGCCGAGACUGAUCUCCCACUUUCGACUACAGACGCCCACGAGCCAUCGAACACAGUUCCGGGGGUCCUCGCUUCACAACAGCUGACAUACUUACAUGUUUCCGGGAUAUGAACGAUGCGCAAUGUGCUAGCUCGCGCGGCGGUCGAAGGAUAAGCUAUCACACUCUGUUCCACCUGCACUCACUGUUUUUCAUUUGUUUUGUAUUUAUUUUGUCGAUUAUUUUUUAAGUAAUUGUGACUUAAAUAUUGUAUUCAUGUAUCUUAUUCAUGGAGAAUAUCGCGUGCCGGCUUACAUACAAAGUCAGGUUAUUCUGCCACCGUAAGAACGAAAAUAAUGUAAACAGAGCACCACUGAAUUUUUUUUUUUUUUUUUUAAAUGUUGAUAAUCAUGUUUUUGUAAGGUUUUGAGCACAUGACGGAAAAGAAUUAAAAAAAAAGUGGCUAAAUUUAGCCAUAGCCCAGGAAUUAUGGAAAUUACACAGUCAAAUUUCAUCAUUUCCUUUUCGUGGACAGAACCUGAACAUGUACUUCAACCCACCGUCUAUCACGGAAGUACUUUUGGCUCAUGAAUAUAAAAUAAUCCUGUGAAAAUGGAUAAGUGUGGCGGUAAAUAAGCUUUCCUUUCGAGGAGACAUAUUUUUAACAUCGAUACGCAAACGAGCGCAUUGCGUGCUGUUGGCAACCUUGAACGCUUGCAAGUCCUGACAGUUGCAAAUCGAGCUUCAUAAUAAAUGAAGAACUCUUUUUUUCCAGAACAAGAUAAAAACCACAUUUUAAAUGUGUUCUAUGCUGUCGUGCCAUCCUUGCGUUGAGGAGUCUAUUUGAAAAAUUUUUUUUUUUUUUUAAUAUGUUCACGCUGAGCCAUGUCAUUGUUUUAACAGGACAGCAUUUGCGGAUAAACGUCAAUUCAUCACAAUUCUCCAAAUGGACUUACAAUUGGAAAAGAGCCCCCAAAUGCAUUAGAUGUGUGUGGGGGCGGGGGGGUGUCAAACUCAUUUUUGUCACAAGUUACGGUUUCCCUCAGGGCCGUUGUGAAAUCAUCAAAUCUUUAAUAGUCUCAUUAUAUUUACACAUGAAAUAUGUGAACUAGUUUUGGAAUCAAAAAUCAACGGUAAUGUUUUGGGUUUUUUUUUUUUUUGCAACUGUUGUUCAUGUUUGGUUACGCAAGCAAUAUCUCCAUUUAUGAUUCAUCCCAAGCUCACAUUAUUUAUAUAUAUAUAUGAGGCUUCAUUUUAUCUUGGUCAUAAUUCCACUAACUGUGUUUUGAGGAAGACGAAUGAUGAAUUCCAUCCCAAGAACACCAUCCCUACUGUGAACCAUGGGGGUGGUAGCGUCAUGCUUUGGUGGCGCAACUGUAAAGUGUUGGCCUCACAAUUCUGAUAUCCAGGGUUCGAUCCCGGCCCGUACCUGCGUGGGUUUUCUCUGGGCACUUCGGUUUCCCUGCCACAUCCCAAAAACAUGCAACAUUAAUUGGACACUCUAAAUUGGUCCCUGGUAUGAUUGUGAGUGCGACUGUUAUGUCCACAUGUGCCCUGUGAUAGGCUGGCAACCAGUUCAGGGUGUAACCCCGGCUCUCGUGCCUGUUGACAGCUGAGAAUAGGCUCCAGCACUCCCCCUGACCCUUGUGAGGAUAAGCAGCAAAGAAAAUGGAUGGAUGGAUAAAGAUCUUGAACAAGAAUCAUGGACGUUGACACAUAAUUUGCCUUCGCGGGCCACAUAAAAUCAUGUGGCAGGGCUGGAUCUGGCCCGCGGGCCUUGAGUUUGACGCCUGUGCAUUAGAACAAUGAGAAGAGCGCGUCCAGCAACAAUAUUGUUUGAGUCAUUUCAGUAUAUUUGUGACCUUUUAUGUAAGAGAAAGUUUCAAACCCAAUGAAAUUUCUUGACUAAAAUUUGAAGCGGCUCGCUGGGCUUUUCUGAGUCGAGCUCAGAACAUCGGAUCGGUGUCAUUUGUGACGGGUUUCCGCUUGGUUGUUUUUCAGAGAGUAUCGAUAAACUUGGAGCCGCGCUUUCUUCAUUUUAUUUUAUUUUUAACGAACGGAUGUUUUGAAAAUAACAACCCCCACACAACUUAAAAGUAGCAAUUAUUUCCAGUGCAGCACGUCUGUCAUAUUUGUGGAGCGCAAAGUGCGCGCAAACCAAUUUAAACAUAACAGUCCAGUUCACACAAUAACAGCGCUUAAAUGUUUUGUCGGGGGAAACGCAGACAUUGGUAAUUAAUUAUUUCCAAAUUCAUUGUGACGCUGGUCGAUAAAUGGCAAAGACUUUUCAAAUGAUUUUUGUUUUUUCUUCUUCAAGUGACUUCCCAUCAGGUUAAUAAGUGAGGGAUUAUUUUGUUGAUGGUGGCAUUUAAUUCUAAUGUAGCCAUGCACACCGUUUCUGCAAAUACUGUGUGGUAUUCACAAACUGUUUAUUAUGAAGGUGAAAUGUGUUAUUUUUUCCACCAUUGAAAUAGUUUCCAGGUGUCAUAAAAGGUCUUUGGUGGGAAAAACUCCCAAUGAUAAUGAAUUAGAAGACUUGUGAUGAGUCAGUUUUGGGUGGGUGGGUUGGUUGGGGGGGGUGUUCUGUUUUACGCAAAUGCGCUUUGAGACUUUCGUUAGCAUCAUGAUGGGGGCGGAGUUAGGGCGUUGCAAAAAAGCAAGCGGCUGCUCAGUUUUGCCAACUGAGUGAGUUUUUCCGUAUAUCCAUCCAACCAUUUUCUUCACCGCUUAUCCUCACGAGGGUCGCGGGGAGUGCCGGAGCCUACCCCAGCUGUC